This is a messenger RNA of Owenia fusiformis, 1912 nucleotides long. The record is from the annotation of a GenBank genome assembly. NCBI's taxonomy places the organism in Eukaryota, Metazoa, Annelida, Polychaeta, Sabellida, Oweniidae.
CUUUAAUCUCGCAGUGCUGAUUGAAACCGGAAGUCAAAAAGCUUUUGGAAACUAUUCAAAAUAUGACAAUAAAACAAGUUUAUUAGGCCCUUGUAAGCCAUAGAGUGGGUUAUUGAUCAAUCAACAUGGGACUGGAUCAAACACUUGUAAACCUGCUCAGGCUACGGGCCCCUGUAUUUGAUAUCUACAAAGUUUUCUACACUAAUUAUGACCCAAACAGCGUACAUAGGAACUGUAAUACCAAAUGCAGUCACACGUGUAGUGUUUAUAGAACUAAGAGAGAAGAGCUAAUGUACCAUGCAGUCAACACGAAUCACCUAGAGCUUGUCAAGGAUAUACUUGAGCACCAUAGCUAUAAAGUGAAUGAGGUGGAAUCUGCAAUGAGCUGGAACUCAUUGUACCCACUCCAUCUAGCUUGUUACUAUGGUAACAAGGACAUGAUUGAGUUACUGUUGAAGAAUGGAGCUGAUGUGAAUAUUGAGGCUAGAAUUGCCUGGCAAAAUGUGGAUCAUAUAAAAACUGCAUUUGGUUACAUCUUCAGACAUGAUGACAUUGAAUUGAUGUGUAUGUUACUACCUCACUACAGAAAUAAACCUGUACACUCUCGUCUGAUAUCUCCGAUACAUUAUGCAUGUAAGGAAGGUGCAUUUAAGUGUUUAAAAUAUCUAACCGCUAACUUCCCGAAUCAGGUGAAUGAGAGAGAUGUAUUAGGGAAUACACCACUUAUGUUCGCAGUAUGGCGAAAUAAACCCUAUGUAGAAGUAUUACUAAAGCAUGGUGCUGGAGUUCACACUCGGCGUUCAUCUGAUCACAAAACUUGUCUGCAUAUCUGCUUAUCUGCGGAGAAUCCUCACUUCCUUUCACCAGAUGCAUUUGAAAUUGCAACAUUGCUGUUAGAUGCAAAUGCAAGUGUCAAUGCAGUGGAUGCCUACAAUUAUACUCCUUUGACACUUCUUUGUGCACAGAUACAAGAAGGUCUUGAACCCAGUGUGUUUCCGUACCCUCUCUCUACUCACCACAUGAUAAUUAAGAAUUGCAUGGAGCUAUUGAUUGACAAUGGAGCACAUGUGAACUACUUUAAUGAUGGUCCGUUACCGCUCUCUGUCAUAAUGGACACUAUACAGGGAUGUGUGAUUGGAUUGGUCCAUGCUUUCAAACCACCACUUCAAACAGCCAAUGAGGAGGUUCAGUUCGAUAUAACCAAAGAAGAUCCUCAAUGUUACCAUAGCAACCUGAAAUUCUCACUACAAAUUAUGGAGUAUUUGCUCUCUAAGGGGGCGAACCCAAAUGUUAAAAAUACAUGUCAACCCCUGCUGACACAAGUCAUCACAAUGGUUAGAAUCAUACCCGAAGGGUUAUUUGAAGAAAUGUGGCGAAAAUGUCACAUAUCUUUUAAACAGAUGACCCUACUUUUACUCCACUACGGGGCCUACAUGUUCGAUCUCAAGGAGGCAUUUAAAACAAGGCGUGAUAUUAGUGAUAUUAUUGAACUGAUGCUGAACAGCCUAGAACAUGAAAGGUAUAAUGAAAGUCUACGAGCUGUAUGUAAUGAUGAGUCCAUCUUCAAUGGGGAUCCACGCACGCAUAAUUCCUCUUUGUUGAAGAUAGUUGAGACAAAGUAUACCAAUCCUAGAAGUUUGAAGCAAAUUGCUAGAGUCAAUAUUACACAGAAUCUGAGGACUGUGAAUCAUAGCAUUGAGUCUAGUGCAAAUCAACUCCCCCUCCCUCAAAUGAUCAUUGAUUAUGUGCUUCAGUUUGAGAAUGUGUAGAAUAAUCUGAACAUAUUCUGUAAACAGCAGUUAAAAGAAAUAAGAUAUAUGCUAGAUAAAACCACGACUUAAAAGUCAGACUGAUAUUUCAUAAUUGUGAUGCACCAAAAUAACUUAUAAUUAUUAUGUCACCACCAAAAAGU